AUGACAGGUGUUACAGCUCCUUCCUUUGUCCAGUCUUUGCUCUCGCUGACGACAUUACGUACGUUCCAAUUCAAAGAUGGCAUCGUUUCAUCAACCACUUCAGAAUGUGAAGUUACGUUAAUGCCACUGAGACCGGUGUGGGUGGCAAGGAACUCUUCUUUUGUCCAAUCCGUGAACUCGUUGACACCAAGCUUAUAGGUGUGAUUCCCAUUGUUAUUGAAGUUCUCAAUGAAUUUCAAAUUUUUCUUGAACACUUCAAACCUCAACUGUUUCUCGGAUUCAUCGCUAUAAACUCGAGAAAAUUGGAUCAUCCAUUGUUGGUGGUAAUUAGCAAUGGAUGACUCCUGAAAAGUGAUACGGGAUGUGGCUUGAGAGAUCAUAAGAUCCAUGGAUAAAAUAGUUAGAACCACAAACACAUACGACACUAUUAAGACCAUUUUGGUUUUCAAUGGAUACAAUAAAAAUAUAUGAAAUGUUUUCACGUUUACACAGAAGCG
Thlaspi arvense is the source of this 497-nucleotide messenger RNA. The record is from the annotation of a GenBank genome assembly. Lineage: Eukaryota; Viridiplantae; Streptophyta; Magnoliopsida; Brassicales; Brassicaceae.